Lymnaea stagnalis (great pond snail) is the source of this 22974-nucleotide messenger RNA. Lineage: Eukaryota; Metazoa; Mollusca; Gastropoda; Lymnaeidae. The record is from the annotation of a GenBank genome assembly.
CCAUUGUUUACAUUUAGGAGGCAGUGGCAGUAGGCAUGCUGAUAAACAUUAAACAUGAGCCACUUAAAGUCAAAGUAAAUUUAUAAACUUAUUUGCCUAUGAAAAUCUAUGACAGUUUAAUUUAGGUUACUGAUAUUUAAAUAAUUCUUGGGAGCUGUUGUCUUAAAAUUGUAAAAGUUCUGAAGUCUAUUGAUCUAUUCAUAUCACAAUGCAACACACUAAAUCACUAAACUUACACUUAACAGAACACUGUGACAGUUUCAUUAAAUUUUUUUUUGGUCAAGUCAAAGUCUAGCCUAGUGGCUAGCGUUAUUUUAAUGAAAGAGAGUGAGAGAAGAAUUUCUAGCCUGUUGAUUCAAACGAAUGAUAUUGGGUAUAAUUCUUCUAUUGGGACUAUUUAUUGUCUUGUGACUUCUUGUCAGUGCACAAUAAUUAAAUUGGCACUCCAUGGAAAGGCGGUCCCAAAUUAAAAACAGAAAAAGAAUACUAUUCGUUAGAAAAUGUCAGGCUAAUAGCUGCCGAUAAUUGGUGACAUAUAUUUAUUAUGCCUAAUGUUCUAUUUAAAUUUAUUCUUUUUUUUUUAAUGAAAUGAAGAUCACACCCUUCAUUAGCCUCUUCGUCUUCAUCAUCAUCAUCUUCUGAAAGAACUAUUUAUUGUUUUUUUAAAGAAGAAGAAAAAUAAAGAAAAAUGCAAGAGAGAUUUAAAAAAAAGUUAUCUCUGUUUAAUUGCUUUUUUGUAUUAUUAGGUAAUAAUAGGUAAUUCUGUAUGGCCUGGAAAUUCCAGAAAAACGGGUAUCAUAAUUUCGUUAUCAAAAUCGUGAACUCCACUUUUGAAUUUACCGAGGGUAUUGUUGUUUCAACUUUUAUAGUAGAUUUUUAGCAUAAUAAUAAAUUAUACAACCACCAAUUACUUGAAGAAUUUUAAGAAUUUUUUUGAUUUUUUUUUUUUGAGGUUAGAGUUUUGUAAAUUGAAGAUGAAAAUGUAUAAAAUUAAUUGAUCAUAAUUUUUUUUCUCAAAAGCGCUCAUUGAUUAAAUUAAUAUCUGUUUUAGUUUAUAGGGUCAUAAUGUAAAUAUUAUAUUUUUGUCUCAUUUUAUAAUAAAUUUAUAGGCGUUAAAAAAAAUUAAAAAAAUGAGGGUCACAAAAUGUUGGUUUUGAGGUCCCUACUAAAAAAUUCAUAACUUUUGAACCACUUGAGCUAGAAAGUUGAUCUUGGUGUUUUUGUAAUCUAUUCUCCAGGCUCUAUACAGCUGUAGUAUUUUUAAAAAUGUUUUGAAAUUUUCAUGAAAGUACCUAGUAUUAGGUGGUUUUCAGCAAGCCACUUCAACCAAACCAUAUAGUGCCUACGGUGUGUCAUAAGUUUGUUGAAUGUUUCCUGACAAAACAUUAGAAAUAUGGCAUUGUUUAUUUUAUAUUAUUACAAGCAAAAAUUAGUCUGCGAACAAAUUUGAAGUAAAAAAUUAUGCCGCCAAUUAUCAACGGCUAUUAGGCUGGUAGCUGGACACUUUCUAACGAAAAGUAGUAAAUUUUAAUUUGGGACUGCCGUUCUGAGGAGUGCCAUUAAAUUAACCUAAUGUCUAGUGGAAUUACAAAUCAUUCAAUUACCUAAUUUUUGUUCUGGGGGGUGUGUGCCGCCAUCGCAUGAUCUUGAAUUUACCUCAAAACAACAAAUUUUUCAGUAAAUAAUUAUUAAUUAUCAGAAUGUGCAUGCAUUUUAAUAAUCUUAUUUAAUUAUCAUACAAGACACAUUACACAGGAAGGCGCUAUAAGUUUAUGAGGUAGGCCUAAUGAAUGGUAAUAAAAGAGGCAGAUGAUGGGUAGGGCAAUAUGCACCGUAAUCAAAUUGCACAGUGGGUAUGCACUAAGCAUAACUCACUAUGCAAUGCUUCCUCCCUCAAACAUACAUCGCCCCAAUAACAAAUAGAGCCCUGGGAAGCAGCAAUUAUUCAUUGGCCUCAACUCACCACACCCUGUCACUUUAAAAAGAUAUGACUUGUCAUUUACUCCACUAAAAUAUGAAAUUUAAUUAAUAAAAAAAUAAUUGACUUAGGACACAUUUGUAAUAAUAAUCAUUGCUUUUGAUUUUAAUCUGUUUCCAUUUUAUAGUUUUUCAGUUGUUGAAAAGUACUCAGCAUUUUACACAGGAGGACAACUACAGGUAAUUUACUUUUAAAAUUUUAUUUUGGGCUGCACCAUUUAGAUCAGGGGUGGCCACCCAGCCCUAAUGGCUUGUGGGCCAUUUUGAUUAAAUUUCAACUCUUUGCAGCCUUCAUGUAAUUAGGCUAAGGCCUACACCUAAUGAUAGUAUAAAAUAAUAAACACCAAAAACUACUAUAGUACCAGUAUUUAUGAUUAUUUAUUUAUUCUCAAAUGAUAAUACAUCCGGUAAAGUGGGGCAUUAAGCAUGGGGGUAUUAAGCACCACAAAGCACACAUGAUGGUGAUAUAAAAAUUCAUUAUUCAAUGUACCAGUAGAAAAUUUAUAAAAAUCUCCUAAGACCAGCUCAUAAGUUGACCACCCCACUUAUUCUCCUGACAUAUAUUUUGUUUAAAAGUGCGCCUUAGAGCGAGUAUGUGCUGAAAGUAAAAUAACCAGACAUAUUGUGUUUUGGUUUUUUGUGUGUGUGGUGCCUUCAUCUAGCUAUAAAAAUAUUUCAUCAUCAUCGUCAUGUCCCUUAGUCCUUGGACCAUUGGGGCGCCACAGAUGACAUGUGAACUAUCCUCCUCCAUUUGUCUCUGUCUUCAGCACUACGCACAGCAUCGCCCAGUGUUAGUCCUGUCCACUCUUUGAUGUUAUCCUCCCAUCUUUUUCUUUGUCUUCCUCUUCUUCUCCCACCUCUUGUGGUACCCUGCAAUAUUUCUUUGGCAAGCCCUUGUUUCCUUUUUACGUGGCUGUACCAUUGUAGUUUGCGUUUUUUCACAGUCACCAGUAGGUCAUCGUACUCCCUUUCUUUCACUGUAUCAUUGGAGAUAUGGUCCCUAUAGCAGAUGCCAAAAAUGCUUCUGAAGCAUCUCAUCUCCAUCACCUUUAUUUUCCUUUCAAGAUCGGCUGUUAAUGUCCAGGAUUUGCAGGCAUACAGGAAAAUAAAAAUAUUUACUUACUUUGAAAAUUAGAAUUUAAAAAAAUACAAAUAAAUGAAAAAAUACACAUAUUCAAAGUACAAUAAAGCUUUACAGAAUAAAUAACUUGCUGCCAUACAACAAAUGUGAUUAUUUAUUAAUUGGCUUAUUUGCCUAUCUGUUGGAGCCUAGCAAAAGUUGUAUUUACUAACAGAUAAUAGUGAGAUUGAUGUUCAUCCUUUUGCCUAUCUGUUGGACCCUAGCAAUAGUUGUAUUUACUAACAGAUAAUAGGGUAAAAUAAUAGGAUGUAAAACACACAGUUUGACCAGCUCAUGGUCUUAAGAAUUAAAUAAACAUAGCCCUAAACAAAUUGUAUACAGUUUCUUAGUCUCUCUAGAAACUUGUUAGAUGGCGAGGCACGGGGUAGCCAUUUUUUUUUUACCUUACCCCAUCGGUCGAUGUAAUGCUUGUGAGGGUGAACUGAUUCCCUCCCUUUAUUAUCUUUACAGCUGAGCAGUGAUGGUGGCAAAUUGUUCUGUGGAUGCAAGAAAGACAUUAAAAUUGUUGAUUUAAAAACAGGAAGAGUUGUUUCAUCCAUUGGUCUGGUAAAUCAGGGUUAUAUAAAAUAUAUGAUUUUAAUAAUGAACUUCUCUACUCAUCUUUAAAAAUUAAGCUAUAAAAUAUGCAAUAUAUUUUUAUGAAAGUAUGUUUGUUUUAGAGUUAUCUUGAAUGAUACAAAUGGAAACCAGAAACACCAGAUAAAUAAACACUGAAGCCAGAAGGAAAGCCACAAAAAUGUGCAGGAAGGGAAAAAGGGAAUGGGGGAAAAGCUGAACUAAAUGAAAUGGAAGACUUAUCAAGAGAGGGAAAUAUUAGAGGAAUGUAAAUGAAGAUAAAAUACAAAAAGAAUGGAUACGAAGCCAGAUCUAAUAUGUGUGAGAGCAAUGAUGGAGAAUUAAUUAUGGAAAAUAGUAAAGUAUUGGAGAGGUGGGCUGACUAUUUUGCGGGCAUACAAAAUUCAGACAAUAUACAAUAUGAAGAUUAUCAACCACCACAUGGAGGGCCACAAUUUUGGAAGAAACUACAGAAGUAAUCAAUUCUAUGAAAAACUACAAAGCCCCUGGAAAAGACCUUCUUCUUCUUUAUUUUGAGGGCCCACGAUCAAUGAAUUGAUCAUUCUGGCUCCUAUGUUUCAGACCUCAUCACAGCAGAACUUAUUAAAUACAUAGGAAGAGAACUACACACUCAGACACAUAAACUUAUAGCUAAAAUUUGACAAGAAGAGAAAAUUCCAACGGAAUGGGAAACAGCACUAAUAACCCUUAUACACAAGAAAGGUUCCAAACUCCAAUGCACAAAGUACAGAGGAAUCUACCUAUUAAAUGUUACAUACAAAAUACUGACAAAACUAAUUGCCCAAAGACUACAACCAUAUACUGAAGAAAUACAAGGUGACUACCAAUGUGGAUUCAGACAACACAGAUCAAUGACUGAUCAAAUUUUCAAUAUCAUAUGCUCAUUAGAGAAAUGUAACAAAUAUCCCAGUAAAUCAACUCUGUGGACUAUAAAUGGGAUUAUGACAUUAUAAAAAGAAAAUAUCUAUUUGAGACUCUGCAGGAGGUUGGCAUACCCAAUAGACAAGACUGAUACUGAUACAUGUAACAUUAAACAAAUCAAAUAGCAAAAUAAAGGUUCAUGGAGAAUAUUCAAGGGAAUUUCAGAUUAGAUGAGGCCUAAGACAAGAAGACUUAUUGUCUGGUAAACUAUUUAACCUAACAUUACAGAGAGCCAUAAGAAACAUACAUGUUGACACAAGAGGAACAAUAACAGGAUACUUUCUGAUGGAAAUCCAAACUCACAACCAAUAGGCACUCACUUCAACCAACCUCUUCAGUAUGUUUCAUAUGCUGAUGACAUAUCACUGUUAUGGAAAAGUAGUAAAGCCAUAUCAAAAGCUUUUAUUUUGAAAAUAAAAGACACAUCAAUGCAGCAGGGCUAGAAGUUAACAACCAAAAAUAUAAAUACUUGACUAUGUUAAAAGAACAUACUGAUAAAAACCAUUAAAAUUAGAAGCCAAACUAAUGAAAAAGUAAAUCAAGUCAAAUACCUAGGAUCCCCAUUAAAUGAAAAAAAUGAAUUACUUAUAGAAAUAAAAGAAAGAAUAUCAUCCGGAAACAGGGCAUACUUCAGUAGUCACAAAGUAUUCAAAAGUAAAAACAUUACAAGAAAAACAAAGAAAUCUAUGUAUAUAAAACUGUAAUCAGACCAGUUGUAACAUACUCUAGUGAAAUUUGAACCCUAACAAAAGCGGCUGAAGACCUAUUAAACACAUUGGAAGAAAAAGUUCUCCGGAAUGUAUGUGGACCAACAUAGGAGAAUAUGGUUGGAGUAAAAUAACAAACUGGGAAUUGUAUAGUCUAUAUCAGGAUCCCACACUAGUAGCAGAAAUAAAAAAAAAAAGGACAGGCUACGCUAGGUGGGACAUUUAGAAAGAAUGCCGGAUGGCAGAGAAGUGAAGAGGGUACACCACCAAAACUCCAGAUGGAAACAUCUCAAAGACAGACCUAGGCUUAGAUGAAUGGAUGAUGUGGAAAAAUAUCUACAGCAGCCGGGAAUCCAAGCAUGGAAAAGAAAAGCAUCAGUUAGGUCUGAGUGGAAGGAAGUGGUGAGGCAGGCCAAAUCCCUACAUGGGCUGUAGCACCACAGGAUUGGAAUGAAUGUCAAACAAGUGAUUACAAUAACAAUGAACAAUAAGUGUAUUUUUGUAUUUUACCUAAUGGCAUUCACUUGUGUUAUGUUUGCAGGAUGAAGAAGAAGAAAUAACUCAAUUUAUUCUCACAAGAGAUGAUGAAGUAAGUUUAUUAUAUAAAUGUAUCUGUUAUCAUAAACCACAUAAAUUUAAUAUUGUAAACAGAUUUUUUAAAAUAUUUUCCUUAAAAUAAUUUGAUUAAAUAUUUAAAUGUUAAUAUACAUUUGGUUUUCUUUAAUGAUUUUAUCUUUUUAAUAUUUUCACAGUACUUAAUCCUUGCAACCCAAAAUAAACUGUUCAGACAAUGGAGAUGGAAAGAAAAAUCUCUAGUCAAGACAUGGAGGGUACGUUUCAGGUGUUCCAUUUUUGCCAAUAAUUCCAAAGAUCUGUAAAAAAAAAUAAUACUUUUAUAAAGGGGAAUAAACAUUAUUCUCAAGAAACAUCCUAAUGCUGCAUCCUUUGCAUCAGAAUCUUUUACAAUUUUUGAAACAUGGUUCUUUGGCUCUGUUGAAAUUUGAAUUUGUUUUUAAAGUCUUAAUAAACUCUAUUAGUUUGAUUUCCUAAAUGAAUCUAUUAAUCAGAGGUCCCUUUUUUUAUUUGAUUCCAACAGUCUGUUCACAAUGCUCCUGUGACAUCACUAGCCUUAGAUUCUACAGUGACUCUCCUGGCUUCUGGGAGUGCGGAUUUUACCAUUAAAAUUUGGGACAUUGUUAGGGGAUACUUCACACACAACUUUAAAGGUCACAGUGGUGUAAUCAGGCAAGUGAAUCUUUCCUAUCUUACGAAACUCUAUCAAGAACUCAUAGUAAUUAGUACCGGUACUUCAGAGUCUUUAGCUACCAGAAUUAAAACUGAUGCAGCAGUUUUGAGUAAUGCAGAUUCUGCCUAUUAAAGCCCAGGGUUGUGUGUGGGCUCAGUCUGUUGGAAAUGUAUCAUGAGAAUAAAAUUAAAUGACCCCAGUAUAUGGAUGCAGCAACGAACACUACUACCAGGACCCCAGAAACAACUUUGUAUAAACUGCUAAAGAGCUUGUUAAACAUCAUGGAUAUUUUGGAUAUAUAAAGAAUGACAAGUGGCCAAAAGUAAUAGAAUUUGCGUGAAAGGAACACACAUUUUCUGAGAGAUAAUGAGGCCAUGAAUGAUAAAAUAAUGAACUUUCCCUAGUUUGUUGAGAAACAUAGGAAAUUUCCUAAGUUUUUACCUUUUCAAUUAAGUCUCAUCUGCAAUACUAAACAACUGUGUGACUUUGGAGGGUUUAUAACCAAACACCUGAGACUUGAAUGAGUAGCCUGACUCCACAAUUGUAUUUUUACAAAUACUUUGGUAAAUGCUUUAGUUCAUAUUCUUCGAGCCAUUCAUUCUUGUAAAGUAAGCUCACUGGUUUUAUUUGCUUAAUUUUAAUUGUUUGAUUUUUUUUUUUUAAUUAACAGGUUGGUGACCUUUCACCCACAUUCUGAAAGACUACAGCUGAUCUCAGCUGCAGAAGAUUACAUGAUCAGAGUGUGGGAUCUCAAAACAAGCUCCUGCAUUGUUACCAGCUCAUGUCAUGCUAGUCUGGUUACAUCUGUUGCUUUUGCUGAUAACGGAGACACUAUGUAUAGGUAAGUAGUGGCUCUUUUAAAAUCUUAUUUUUAAUAGUAAAAAAAACAAAACAAUUACAAGCUCUAUCGAGAUUGGCUAUAUAAAUGGUCAUGGCAAAUAUUUUUUUAAAAUCACAAACUUACAAUGCUGUUACACAAUUUAUGCAAUUUUCUAAUUUUUUUUUCUUUCUUGUAUUAAUUGAUUUUUACAUCCAACAAAUAAAUAGGGUUUUAGACUCCAUCUGAAAUGAAUAUGUAUUAUUUCAGUGCAGGAAAAGACAAUAUUGUUUGUGUAUGGAAAACUGAUAAAUGGAAAGUAUAUAAAACUAUACCUGUUUUUGAAGUAAGUUUAAUUGUUUAAAUUUUGUCUAUAAUAUUUAAUUCUGUAUGUAGAAACUAAAAUGUCAACUGUAAACAAAUAUUUGAUACCUUAUUUAAAAUUUUUUUUAUUUUUUUUAAUCACUUUUGCUUACUGUGACAGUACAUUUAUAAAUAGAGUAGAAUUAAAAAUUAAAAUCAGGUGCAUGUCAUUUUCCAGUGUUUGUACAUUAAAGAAAGAAACAGUAUGAGUAUCACUGACAUGUGCCCUCUCCAUGUUAUGCCCUAUCACUAAUCUUCUGUUGUAUUUCUGAUUUCAGUCAAUUGUAUCUGUUUUUGUUCCCCUCGAGUUCCCUAGUUUGAUUGAUGAGGAUGGCACUCCUAGGUUCAUAACAGUCAGCUCUAAGGGUAGAUCUUUUUAAAACUAAUCUUUCUAAAAAAGGCAUUACUCUUGAUAGAAGUGAUUUGCUUUGCUUUUUGCAUAGUUUAAACAAGUUCUUUUUAUUACCAAUACAACCUUUUUUGCUUGAUACUCCAGCUAAAAUCAAAUUGCAAUUCUUUGAGUUGAAAAGUUUUUUGUUGGUAGCUAGCUUAAAAAGAUAUCUUUACAAUAUGCCUGCCUGGGUUGAUCAUAUCAUAUUAUUGAAAUCUGAUUCACUGCGUUGUAAAAAAUGAUAUUUAUUAUUGCAGGUGAAGUUAGGGUAAUCAACGUGGAGACUGGUAAACGUGAGUACUCCAACAGCUGUCGGUUGAGUGACCCAGAGGUGGACAGUAAGAGCACAGAUUCAUACAUCACACAAGCACUUUACUCUACUGACCUAAACGGCAUUGUAUUGGCUACCUAUGAUGAAAAUAUAGUCCAGCUGAGUAAAGAUUUUACCAGUGAGAAACAGGUAUGAGUGAAAUUUAAGUUAUAAAAUAUUGACAUUGAUAUGAAGCAGUGGUUAUGUAUAUUUGCCAUCCUAUAUUUAUGGAGACUGUCAAGGGUUUAUAGUUCUUUUCUCUUUUAUUAUGUUUAGAAGCAUACAAUUUAGAUAGCACCUUUGAGAUUUUGUUUAAGGGCUUAAGAAUUAAUGGACAUGUGAACAUUAAAUAGGAAUAAAGGGAAGAACUUUCUAUAAUGUGAAUACCAAGACAAAUGAAAUUGCAUUAUGUUUUAUUAAGCAAAACUUUGUGUUAUUUUUAUCAUUUCAACUAGCUCUGUGGUCAUUUAGAUGAAAUCCUGUCACUGCAUUUUCUGGGUGAGGACACCCAUGUGGCUGUUGCAACCAACACUGAUCUUCUGAAAGUCUUCAACAGGGACUCAUGGGAGUGUCAAAUGUUACAAGGUCACUCGGAUAUCAUUACAAGUCUUGAUGUCAAGGGCAAUUAUAUUGUUUCUGGAUCCAAGGUUAAUUUGUAAAUUUUAUCAGAUUUAAUUAUUUUUGUAUACGAAUUCUAAUAGUAUAGACACAGACCUGUUUACUCUUACGAUUUUGGCGUACAAUGUACGAUUUUUAAUGUCUUUUACGAUUGUACGCCGAGACCCGCCAAAACUACGAUUUUCAGAGACCCGGUAAAAAAAUUAUUGGGGUAAUUUUUUCCGAUUAAAAAAUUAUUAUUUUUUCUUUUUUUGUGGAAGUUUUAGCCCUUUUUAAUAAAGAUCAGGCAGUGAAUGAUUGUAUUAGCCGAUACACGUCUGCUAAACAAAGUGACCGCAGUUUGCCGUUAACGUCAGUCAUCUACUGUUUACCUACAGUUCCAUAUUUUGACGCCAGCUCAGCUCGAUUCCACUGAACACGCUAUAGGAGUAGUUAUUGUAUACAUUAUAUAUACUGUAUUUUUAUUUAUUUAAUAUCAAAAUACUGCAUUGUACGAUUUUGAGACCAUAUUGUACGAUUUUAGGAGUUUGGGGGUAAACAGGUCUGGCAUGGUGAAAAAAAGGGGGGGGGGUGUUGGUGGGAAUGUCAAAGGCUAUAAAAAUAGCACCGCAAUGUAUCGUAUUGAGGGUGAUGAUUCUCAUAGUGUUGCUUUGUGUCUCAGUGAACUAGCUAGCUGUGUCAACAGUAAUAAUUAGACUAGUCGCCUAGCGACAGCUUCACUCACCAUGCUACUAAGCGUUUGAUGUAGUUUUGUUACAUAAUCGUCUAAACCGCGGCGAUUGUAAAAACGGAGGAAACUAGAGAGCAACGCCGACCUUAAGGUGUUCGACCUGUGCCCUGGCACAGGGCGCCGUGACCCAAGAGGGACGCCUAGGGCACCCAGAAAUUAUUGAAAUUCACUUAGCUCAUUAUAGUGAAGUUUGAACCUUGGUUCCGGGGUCGAGAAACGGUCUAUGUAUAGCAUCAUAACACGUGCUCCAUAGCCUACGACCUAAUCGGAAAAAGAUCGGAGCCAUACGGGGAAGGGGGGCAUCGAACGGGUGCUUCGCACAGGGCGAACGUUGGACAUAUUUUAUAAGAUCUAGUGGUAUUUAAUAAAUAUUUUUAGAACUCAAAGCAGCUCUAUCCCCUAAGUGAUUUUAAUGCAACAGUCAGUUUGGUAUCACUACUCCUACCCGCCCCUGUGAAUACAGCUUGCGGUAGUUAUUAGGCAGGCUAUGUUAACUUGAAAAAUCAAGCGCCUGUUGGAUAUGGGAUAGUACAAUGUUUUUUUUUUACCCAUUAAUGAGGGUGGGGAACGGUUGUUUCUACCGAGCGAAAUAACUACGUCACCAGCACAGAAGGACGUCUUGGUGGACUACAGUGUGUUGUUAUUUUGCGUACUGAGCACUGUGUAUGUUAUAUAUUAUAUAUGGAUGUCCCAUUGUCCAAACAGCCCUGGCGUCUAAUCUGGCUGCAUUGACGGACGUGAAAAUUGCGUGGUUUUAAUGUUUCUAUUAAUGGAAUUGGCGCUCCUUUUUGUUUCCGGUACAGUACCGUAGUUUAGUGUACUAGUUAGUAGGCCUAUAUUACGACAUGUCCUCGACAAAAAGAAAGUUACACGAAACCGAUGAUGAAGAAGAAACUUCUACCGAUGCACAUCAGAUUCAACCAAAGAAAAAGAAAGUUUAUCAGCAAAUAUUCUUGCGUGAAUAUCAGACAAAAUUUACUGAGUUGCGUUCUUCAUCGAAGGGUCCAUCAUACGCGCACUGCACAAUCUGCAAGUCGGACUUUUCAGUAGCACAUGGCGGCCAAAACGAUUGCAAAAAACAUUAUGAAACCAAAGCCCAUAAGUCCUCUAAAGAAGCACUGAGUCAAAGUACAACCUUGACAUCUUUUUGUCAAAGAUUAAAUUCAAAAUCUCAUUUCCAAGAUCAAGUAACUCGCGCAGAAGCUCUGAUGUGUAGCUUAAUUCCAGAACUCAAUCUUUCGCUUUCUGCGGCUGAUACUCUUUCUAAGGCAUUUGUUAAAAUGUUCCCAGAUUCCAAAAUUGCAGCAAGUAAGUCGGCCUUUUUCUUUAACUAUUAAUGUAAUUAUUAUUAUUUAAACUAUUUAUGGACCAUGUGAGCCAGCUUGAAUCUUAUUAUGAAUGAAUAGAUGGUCUUUUAUUUAACAGCUUUUCACACUAUAGCUUAGUGCCAUAUAUAUAUAUAUAUAUAUAAAGUUAUAGUGUUUAAAAUAAAAAAAAUAUAUGUAGGCUAAUAUAAAAAGUAAACACAUUUUUUAUUUGUUUAAAAUUAAGCCGAUACUUUACAAAAGUCUACCUAAUAAUGGUUUAUAAAAUGAAAAAGAGAAAAUUUAUUAGUACAGUUUUAAAGAUGAUUUGUGCCAUUGGGAUAAUUAUUUUAUUGUACCAGAUAUUGUCAUCAAUAUAUUUAUUAUUUUCAUUUAUUAAUUUCAGAUAUAAAAUGUGGGAGAAAUAAAGCAACAGCUAUGAUUUUAGAAAUGUCUGCAAUGACUAUGAAUAAAUUAGCCAUUAGAAUGCAGAGAUUGCCAUUCAGUAUUGCCACUGAUGGUAGUAACGACUCAGACAAAAAGCAGUUCCCUCUAGUUGUCACCAUUGAGGGAGAGGAUGGCCUUGUAAAUUCUCAUCUCCUAGCUUUGCCGGUGUGCAAAGAGUCCUCGGCCACAGGACAGAAUAUAUUUAAGACCAUGGCGGAUGAAUUGCAUUCACAGGGCAUUUCAUGGGUAAACUGCAUUGCAUUUGGCUGUGACAAUGCCAAUGUGAUGACUGGCCAAUACAAUGGAGUAUACAGUUUCAUUAAAAGAGAGCAAGACAGCAUUUAUCUGGCAAGAUGCUGCCUCCAUCUGGUGCAUCUUGCAGCUAAAAAGGGGGCAUCCUGUCUACCCCCAGUUGAGGAGGUGCUGGUUGACAUUUUUUACUUCUUCAAGAAAAGUGUGAAGAGACAAAGUGAAUUGAAGAAUCUGCAAGUCCUGUAUGAUGCAGAACAGAUGAAAAUUAUUAAACAUGUCUGCACCAGAUGGCUUAGUAUUGCACGAUGCUUGAAAAGAUUGAUUGAAAAUUGGGACCCCUUGAUGCACUUCUUUCAUGAAGAAAAAUAUAAAAAUUCCAAACCAAAUAAGAAACCAAAUGAUGUUCAGACGACUGCUGAGUUGGAAGGACAUUGCACAACUUACUCUGUGAAGAAAGUUGAUGCCAUUUAUGAAUUUUUGCGGUCACCAACAAAUAGACUUUUCUGCCAUUUCUUGUCUUACACACUGAAAGUGUAUGAUCAGGUGAGAUGAAUUCUUGCAUUUCAUGAGUCUUGAAGGGUGCAUAAUUUUGCUCUCAUUUCAUUAGAUCCGCAAUAUUUUCUUACAAUUCAUUUUCUUUAGUGCAAAGUUUUCUUUAAUGGACCAUAGUAAUUUUGUAUAAUUUACUAUACCGUUGUACUUAAUACCGGUAGUACUAAUUGUUCAUUUUUAUGACACAUGGUUAUUUUUAUAGGUACUUGUCCAACUACAGGCAGAAAAACCAAUGAUCCAUACGCUAAAGGAGAACCUCUACAGCCUGAUUGGUGACUUGUACAGCAGAUUUCUCUUGCCCACAGCAGUUAAUGGUAUUGACAUUGACAAGGUGAGCUUUGAUUAUGUAAAUGUAUGCAUUUAUGUUGUAGUUUGACAAAUUGAAUACAUUUCAUUUGUUAUAAAUUAUCAUUUACAUGGUUUAUCAUGAUACCUACAGUACUAUUUUAUUAUCUUUUUUUUUUUUCUCUUUCAGGUCCAAUACAAGCUAAGAAGCAGUCAGAAAGAUGAUGCUGACCUGCUUAUUGGAUCCCAGGCAAAGACCAUGCUGGAAAACAAAGAAAAGUACAGCCUCAGAGACAAGAGGAUUGUAGAGUUUUAUGCUUCUGUUCGCAAAUAUUUUGAGAUGGUGCUUGACUACUUACUAAAAAAACUUCCCCUAGCAGAUCCUGUACUUCAGAAUGCCUCUGUAGUGGAUCCAAAAAGGAGAUUGGAGGUUAAACAACAUCAGUUGGAAUACUUCCUUACCAGAUUCCCUGUUCUGAUCCCCAGCGGGACUGAUGUUGACACCAUCUAUGAAGAGUUUGCUAGGUAUCAGCAGAUGAACAUUGAUGAUUGUGAUGAGGAUGGGGUAAGAGUUGACAGGAUUUGGCAAACAAUUAGCCAAAAGCACCCAUCCCUUAAGAAUCUUGCCCAUGUAGUGAAAGGGAUCCUCACCAUACCUCACUCCAGUGCUGCCUGUGAGAGAAUAUUCUCUAUGGUGCGAAAAACAUGCACAGACCAAAGAACAACAUUAGCACAAGAAACAACAGAGGCUUUGUUAGUCCUUAAGGGAAAAUCGGGAAGCUGCUUGGACGUGGAUGAAAAAUUCAGCGCAAAAGAACUCCAGCAGCUUAAAAGCUCAUACUACAACUCACUGAAGAAAUAUGAAUAAAAAAUUGUGUAAAUAUCUAAAAAUUCUAUCAGUAUCAGUAUACAUAAAACUGUAUGAUUUACAUAAAAUUUUGAUUGACUUUGUUCACAUUUGUUUCUUUUUAUUGAUAAAUAGCAAGCUUCAUCGAUAACAAAAGCUAUUUAAAUUAUUUAUAAAGUGUAUACUCAGUUAAAGUAUGUACUUUUUUUUACUGCUACCAUGUUACUAUUUUGUUCAGUAUUGUACUAUUCUGAGACAGUAUUGUACUAUUUUAAGACGGAAUUGUACUAUUUUGAGAUGGAAUUGUACUAUUUUUGGAGUUGCUGGGUAAACAGGUCUGUAGACAUGAGAAAAGUUAAUGAAGUUUCAUAUUAUUAUCAGAUGUAUCUUUUAAAUCUUUUUUUAAAGGUAUUUCCAUGUUAUCGAUGGUUUCAUUGUUUUUGUCUUUGUGUACUUAUCCCAGGACUCCAGCAUUCGUAUCUGGCAGUUGUCACCUGAUACAGGAUUUGUAACUUGUGUAGCAGUGGGUCAAGGCCAUACACAAGCUGUCCAGUGUGUUGCAUUGGCCAGGUGAGUUUGAAUUUUAAUCCACUAGGAUUUAUUUUUAUUUUUUAUCAAGUAAAAUUAACCAUCUGUGAGAUUCAGAACUUAAUGAUUUGACUCAUUUCAAUGAGCAGAAUGUUUUUAGCAUGGCUGUUUAUUAACCAAAUUUAGCCACUUUGACAAAGAAUUAACACAUUUUUUUUCUCUGAAUGUUCCCACCAAAGCUUAAUUUUUAUUGUCAUGUAUAAAGGUUGCAUGUAAUUUUUUUAAAGUAUGGCUGGCGCAUGUUGACACUGAAUCAUAUGAUGUUGACAGUGAAUCACAUCAUGUUGGCAGUGAAUCAUAUCAUGUUGACAGUGAAUCAUAGCAUGUUGACAGUGAAUCAUAGCAUGUUGACAGUGAAUUAAAGCAUGUUGACCAUGAAUCAUAUGUUGACAGUGAAUCAUAUGUUGACAGUGAAUCAUAUUAUAUUGACAGGGAAUCAUAUCAUCCAAUUUUAUGUCUAAAAUGUUUUCUUUCUCCCUUCACUUACAAAAAUGUUAGAACAGUAAAGUAGCUUUUCUGUGCCACUUUUUAAAAAAAUACCUUAAAUUUAAACUAUCAAUGAAAUUUACAUUGUUCACAUUUUAUUGUAAGAAAUGUUUUCUCUUGAACAUCCUGCGAUGAUAGGUCAUCUGCACAGCCAGCUUUUAUCCUGUCUGGAGGUAUUGACAUGACACUGAAAGUCUGGAGAUUCCCUGGUGAUUCAGACGUCAUACCAAUGACAACACUUCGCGUGGCAGCAACAGAGCAUGCCCAUGACAAGGACAUCAACUGCCUGGCUGUAGCUCCCAAUGACAAAGUCAUAGCAACAGGAUCUCAAGAUAAAACAGCUAAGGUAGCUUUGAUCAUUUAAUUGUUAAACUUGUCACAAAAACUGGAAUGUGCAAGUUGAUUUUUUAUUGAAAAUUAUUUCAACUCUUUCUUUAAAUUUUGCAUUUAUAUCAGAGCAUUAACAACAAAAGAUCUGAAGGAUUUAAAUUCGAGAUUAAGCAGUGAUUAUUAUUAAUAGCAUAGCUCUGUUAUUCGUAAAGAGUAAAUUUUGCAAUUUAGGUGUUUAGUUUUAAGACAUCUCUGAUAUGAUUUUUAAAAUUUAAACUUGCUUGAAAUAGAUAAAAAAAAUAGCAGAAUACUUUGGUAGCAUUAACUCUUUCCGUGCCCAGCCAUGGUAUAUCGUCGAUUUGACUGGUCACGUUUGUGCCAAGCCACGAUUAUAGCGUAGAAAUAAGUAAUGUAUUUUUAUUUCGUUGCCUGCGUCUAUUAAUCCGACUUUUUAUGUUCGUAAACCAAGGAUAACUCUUCCUACUUCCUGCCUCUUAGAAGUAGGGCUUGUAUAAAUGUGUUUUUUCUUAUAAUAGUUCAAUCGUGUUGAAACUUUUGUAAACAAAGCAAUGGCCACGCCUACUCCAAGCACAUCAGCUAUUGCUAGACCGUGUAGGUAGUCAAGUUUACAACAAAAGAACUUUUAUUGCUAAUUAUUGAUGCUGAAACAUCAGAAAAUAAUGAUGAAUCAUUUGAAUCUGAUUCCAGCAAUAAUUUUCAGCUUUUCGAUGGGUUGGUAAAUGACAAAUGGAAAUAGUAAUAGAAUGGCAAUAGUAAUAGUGGUGACUGUCAGCACUUUCAUAAAAAUUUCAAAACAUUUUAAAAAAUAUAAAGAUACCACGGAUGUAUAGAGCCUAGAGAAUGGAUUUAAAAAAACACCCAGAUAAACUUUCUAGCUCAAGUGGUUCAAAAGUUAUGAAUUUUUUCAAAACCACUUUGUUACUAUGGCAACAGUGAGUUUUCAGAUAAUACUACUCCAGACGUUACAAAAAUGGGUAUAACUCUGUCUUUAAAUGGAAUAUUUUCAAAAUGUAAAAUCCAUUCUGAUCAAAGAUGGAUAUACUUUCUGAGGAUUGAAGUAGAAUAGAAUACCAGCUAUACAGACCAAAUGGUAGUCUCGUAAGUUCAGAUUUGGUGCACAUUAAAAAAAAAAAAUUUAAUCUCAUAAUAUUACCAGAAAAAUUUAAACUAUUGUUGUCAUAUUGUUUUAUCUGUUGCAUAUUAUUGUUCUCUGUCUAGUUUCCUUUAAUUUUGAUAUGAAAUACAGCUAUCUUGCUAAAGAAAUGUAUUCAAAAUUAAUUAAUAGAUAAGUGCACUCAAAAAAAAUUUCCAUUAGCCGAAAACUGGUCUGGCAGGAACGUGGAAAACCCCCCUGGCAUGGAAAGAGUGAGCUCUCAUUUGAUUUAAAAGUAGUGUUUUAUGAUUUAUGUAUGGUGUGAAAAAUUGUACUUUUCAUUUGCCACAACUGUGGCUAAAUUGGGAAAAGGUUGCCCAUCUUGGUCUAGGAACGAUUACUCAAUAAUGAUCCAUUUCACAACAAUUGGCGCCAAGUAAAUUAAUACUCAACUUAAUGUGGAAAGAAGUGUUGAGGCAGGCCAAAGCCCUACAUGGGCUGUAGCGCCACAGGGAUGGAUUAAUGUUCUCAUCUAAUCAGCAAAUCCACCUUAGCACAGCAGACAGGAAAGACAUCCAUGAACAACCUAACGCAGCGCAAAAAUCAAACAUUUUAAAACAUUUUACAAAUUUGUAUAGUAUAUUUAAGGGAAAAUACCAACGUGGAUCUCCCGAUCCAGGCAUGGCCAGACCUGUUUACUCUUACGAUUUUGGCGUAAAAUGUAUGAUUUUGAAGUGUAUAGAUUGUAUAUAAUGUAUGUUUUUUUUACUAUGAAUAUAACGUAUUAAAUGACUUUGUGAUGAUAUUGUACGAUUUUAAGAGUUUGAGGGUAAACAGGUCUGGGCAUGGCCCAUGGCACUAACUACAUUUCUUCCACCCUACACAAUCUGAGGAGCAAAUCUAAAACAAUUUCACUAAUUGUCCAUAAUAACUGACAUCUCACCACUAAUGCCACGCCACAUUCAACUACUGCAAUAAGCAUUUGAUAAUGUGUUUUUUAAAAAUUAAUCCAGCUUUGGAGUGUUGGAGACGGCCUUCACUCUAUCACUCUGAUUGCAGUGCUGCGAGGACACAAGCGAGGAAUUUGGUGUGUCAAGUUUUCACCAGUUGACCAGGUUUGUCAUAUUAUUAGUUCAGUAAGAGAUUUCUUCCCUUGAUUUUUUACUUGGAGGAAUGUUUCCCAUUUGUACUAUGCAAUUUUAAACCACGAACUGUGGCACAGAAUCAUUCUGUUGUGUAGGAGAUUUUCAGAGCUUUUUCUGUGCCUUUUGAAAUAGCAUUAAAUGACAUAUAAAUAUUGAUACAAGACCCCAAUAAGUAUAUAUUUUGGAAAGGUAAUUGGAUGUGGAUAAAGUUGGCUAUAUUGCCCAUCCCGUAAAAAACAUUUGUUCAGUGUCCUUGCCUUUGGAGUGCUCAAGAAAGAAAGAAAUCGACAAAAUGUCUUGCUUUAAAUUGCUCAUUACAUCAUUAAUUUUUAUAGAUUCCAUUAAAAUACUUGUGUAAAUGUGGUAGCUAAUUUAUUUAUCUCUCAGAAAAUGUAUAGUUUGUUAAGGUUUUUUAUACAAUUAAGCCUCGGAAAGCAAUUUUAAUAAUUUUAGGUCAUUUAUUACAGAAAAAAAUAAUAAACUGGGACCACAGCUAAAACUUAAACCAAGUACAACAUAUACAAUCUCAGGCAAAAAAGUUAUUAUUGACAAGUAAACAUUUAAAAAGGAACUGUGGAACUGAUUUGGGUUGUACAACUAUAAAAUUUCUUAGUUCUGAUCUAUAAUCUGUAGCUUCUGUGACUAAAAUUCAGUCAGUCCUUGCCCAACCUCCGGGCCUGGCUCGAAGUCUAACAGUAGGCCUACUUUAGUAUCACUAGGUCUAGUAUCAGUUUCACUAUAAGAAGAAUGAGACCUGAGAUCGUCAUUGGGAAUGUUAAAAUCAUCAUCAGUAUCACUUAAAUCCUCUCUAAAAAGCUUUCAAAAUUAUUUCUUUUACUUUUAACCGAAGGCCCAGCCAUAGCCUCAUCCAUUUCAGCUAUAAAAGCAAACUGGGUCAAUGAACAGAGAAGUAAAACUCUGUUUAAAAAGUACUUAUUGUUAAGUUAUCAACAAACAGCUUGACCCGGAAGAUGAUUUAGUUAUUAAUAAAAGGAAAUGGCCAAAUUCUGGUAAAAUAUUGUAUUGGAAGUUGCUAUCUGACCAUGUUUUUUAUCGGCCGAUCACAGUUCGUGGGUUAAAUCUAUGUAAAACAACAACCUGUGUAGACUGAAGCUGUUUGUUUUAUUAUUUAAUAUGAUUGCUUAUAAAGUAGAUUUUAUUGCAUUAGAUAAAAAAAUAUGUUCCCAGAUAGUGGCCACAGGCUCUGGUGAUGGUUAUAUCAAGUUAUGGAGUGUCACAGACUACUCCUGUGUUAGGGUAAGUCUCUGAACUAGGAUAAUUUUAAUCUACUUGCACAUUGUCCAUUUGCCAGCUGAGGAAAUAUGCAGACCAAAUCAUUUAGCUGUUCAAGGGAGAUUAGUAUAAAGAGAGGGGGCAGAUGUCUUCUCCUUCUAUAAGGUUUGACCUUUUAUGUGGAAUCACCCAGAAUGUAUAAUGACACAUGACAAGAGCUUAGAUAUUUCCUGUGUGGAAUCUUCCAUAUAUAUUUAUUUAUAAAGUUGUGACUGUUUUAAACGUUGUAUCCUCAUUAAUUUCUCUUCAUUUGCAUUAUUAUUUUCAAAUUCUUCUCAGUCAUUUUACUCUCUGUAAUUUGUCUCUGUUCUUGUAUUCUCGGUCAUCCAUUAUUCAGAUAUUCUCCGUCGUUGUUUAUUAUUAGAGUAUGGUACUUAAUAAUUUCAUUUAGUUUAUUCAUCAUUGGAAUGAGAAACUGGUGAAUAUAUUAAUUGUGCAUGUCAUUUAGAGGAACCAUUGUUAAUCUUUCCUUACCAUCCUAAAAUUGAGUGAUUUCAUCUAAUCAUUUAUUACACCAAGGUUUCAUUAUAUAAUAUUUCUCAAUUUAAUUUAGUUAAUUUGUUAUUGUUGAUUGAUACCUUACUGUUAAUCUCUCAGUGCAUCCAAAAAAAAAAAACCAGUUCAUAAAAAUGUUCCAUUUAAUAGUCCACCCUUGGAAUGUACAUAAUGUGUAAAUUCUCUCCCCUGGACAUAGUAUAUGGAACCUAUCUAUACUAAAUUCAAGGGCUUGUAAUAAUACAUUUCAAAAUUGAUUUAGAAUUAAAUGAAAUAUGCAAUACUACAUCUAAAACAGCGCUCUGUCUGAGCUUGAUUGCUCAACUAAGUAAACAUUUCUGGAUGUCCUACUAACUAAUUGAUAGAGUUCCGAAAGGAAACGUUAAAAAAAUAUUUUACUUUUGGUUGAGAAAUGUAGCAUUAAAAAUUCAUUUCUUAUCUUUUCAGACUUUAGAAGGUCAUGACAGUUCUGUGCUUUCUUUUACGUUCAUAUCACAUGGCAAACAAAUCAUUUCUAGGUAAAUUUUUCCAUUCAACUAUUGCGUCUCCCCAUAUCAUUCGGUUUUAGCCUUAUUUUAAAAUAAAAUGAGUAAAACAAAGUAGGGUUAAACCUGAAAAAAUAAACGCAACAAAACAGCGAACGUGUCGGCAGAAAGCACACUUCUAUUGCUGCCCACAGACACUUUUUACCAGCUAAGUGCUAUUUCUUAUUUUUAUUUGUAAACCGUUUUUUUCUGUUGUUUUGUUCGCUGACGAAGGCUUUCUGCCGACACGUUCACUGUUUUGUUGCGUUUAUUUUUUCAGGUUUAACCCUACUCUGUUUUACUCAUUUUAUUUUGUGCUAACCUGAUUGCAGUCUCUCCCCUUAUUACCCCUAGCCUUAUUUGAAUUGGAUUGCAAUUUUUAAAAUACUGAUCUUUCAAAUAAUGUGACUGUAGUGAGAUGUUUCAUUUGUUGAAUGGUCAUUGUCCUUUGUGAGUCUCAAUCUUAAGACUGGUGUCUUUCAGUGGCUCCGAUGGCUUGUUAAAAUUAUGGCUAAUCAAAACCAGUGAGUGUAUGAAAACCUUUGAUAGUCAUGAUGCCAAGGUUUGGGCAGUGGCUACCACAGCUGCAGAGGAUUAUGUUAUUUCUGGUGGUGCAGACUCAACCCUUGUGUUUUGGAAGGUGAGCAAAUAUUUCAAACAAGUUUGCUUUUAGCAUAAUUUUACAGAUAUCUUCAUCAUUCACACAUAUGUUAGAACACAAUAUAUUAUUAAAAGAAGACAUUUUGUAACCUGCUAUUUAACCUAUGCAUUUGUUAGCUUAGAAGUAUGCUCACUUGAUUGUCAAAAAUGAUUUCCAGAAACAGAGCAAUAGCCUAAGCUAUUUAUGAAAAUAGGAUUCAAAUGAUAGAUUCAUGGUUAAAUUGAACCGAAUUGGAUAGCCUCAAAUACUUGGACUUGGUAAACAGAACGUUAAUGAAGUGCUUCUGUGAAUAAAUCUAUCAAAUACUUUACAAAACUUGCUAAGACAUGCAGUGUAAUAAAAGACUUUGGUCUUAUGAUGUUGGGUUUCUUGGGUAACAUUAUAUUGCAGUUGUCCUUGGCCCAUUAUUGUUAUUUUGUAUGCUCUAGUGAUUUAGUUUACAUAAGAAAUGUGUGCAGAUUUAUAUUUGAUAUCAAUAUUUCAGGAUGUAACUCAAGAAGAAGAGACAGAGAAACAAGAGAAGCACCAAAAACAAGUCUUACAGUAAGUAAAAGUGGUCUGGAAAAGUAAAUGAGAUUCAGAACACCAGCACAUGUCAUUUCAUCACCAAACAUUAAAAUUUUAUCUUACACACAUUUAUUCCCCCCCCCCCCCCCCAAUAUUAUUUUUUUUUUUAUAACAACUAAUACUGUUUUCAUUGUAUAUCUUCCAGAGAGCAGAUUUUAUCAAAUUUGAUAGCUGACAAAAAGUUUGUGAGAGCAAUGGGCCUGGCUAUCUCACUCAACAAACCUUACAGAGCAUUGAACAUUUUGAAAGGUUUCAGCACAUUUUUCUGUACAUUUUAUACGUAAUUAAACUAUUCUGAUUGUAACUUCUUUCAAUCUUGAAGGAAAUCAUGUUAACAGAUAAAUAAUCUGAAUCAAAUGUUUUAUAAAGUUUUAGCAUUUAAUUGUCAAAUGCCUUAAUUUUGUUUGAAGGAUUAUUGAGUCACUGCAGUAGAUGCAUUGAUAUCUUUUCUCUUCUUAUAGAGGUAAUUAAACAAGAAGAUGGAGAGAAGAAAUUGGAAAGGUUGAUAUGUAAACUAAGGAUGGACCAAAUUGGUAAAUAGCUUUUUUAAAAGUUUUUCAUUUCUUUAUAAGAAAUAUGUAAAUGGUCAUUCACAUAUUGUGUUGGCCAGUGGGGGGUGGGUGGGAGGGGGGGGUUGGUGUAGGAGAUAUUGCUAAAGGCUGCAUAUGGGUAGAGAGGUAUGUACAAUAUUUUUUUUAAGUACACAUAAGGUAUUGCAGUCGUAGAAUCUGAAACCAUUUAUGUCGUAAUAUCAAACUUUAAAAAUUCGUACACACAUUUUGUUCGCAGCUGGUGGAUCCACCCGAAGCUUAUGAUUCUAUAUAUUUUCCCCAUAGACUUUUUUUUUUAACAGUUUCCAGUAAAAAUGUAUUAUCAAAUGUUUACCUAAAUUUGUAUUACCAUAGUUUUGCAAUAAAUUUUUUACCUUAUGUUUGCUAUAGACUUUAUUACCAUAUUCUUGUCUAAUGCUGAUGACUGUAUGUUCUAAUGCUGAUGACUGUAUGGUUUCCUAAAAUUAUAUCACCACAUUAGAAUCUGUCCUGAAGUUUGCUGUGGAAUGGAACACCAACAGUAGAAAUUAUUACCCAGCCCAACAACUCCUGAACCUUAUUCUCAAGAACUUCCUACCUCAAGACUUGGUCGCAUUCUCCAGCAUACAGUCUCUAGUAGAGGGAUUCACAGUUUACACAGGUAAGGGUGUAAAUUAUCUUUAGCCAUGGUGUCAACAAUAUUCACAGUUAAGGGUGUAACUAGUCCAUAAACAAGGGAUUACAAUGUCUACACAGGUAAGGAUGCAAAAGUUAAUCCAUGAACAAGGGAUUCAGUCUACACAGGUAAGCAUGCAACAGAUCCAUUAACUAGAGAUUAACAGGCUACACAGGGAAGGUUACAACAAAUCCAUAAACAAGGUAUUGACAGUCUACGCAGGUAAGGCUGUAACUAAUCCAUAUCAUAAAAAAAGCAUCUCAUAUUUCAUUACUUAAAUGAAAACAACAACUUCAUGAAUAACUCUACAGUUUUAUGAGACUUAAACCAUUUUCAUUAAAAAGAAAUUGUUACUUUCGAGGUUUAAUGUCCAUAGUUUCAGUAUGUGCCUCUCUGUUAAUUCAUAUUGUUUUUUUUUUUUUUUCAGAACGCCACCUUCAAAGGUUAGACAAUUUGUUAAUGGAUUCCUACUUUGCAGAGUACUCUUAUGGCUGCAUGAAAACCUCAACAUGAUGAGGUAUGAUUAAUUCUUUCUUCCUCUCAUCAUUUUUAGUCAUCUACGUUACAAAUAAAAAAAACUCAUUGUUUUUUUUUUCAUCACAAACAUAAUCAUUUAUCAUUUUUGUUUUAAAUAUAAGAUUAGUGCGAUUGAUUACUUUAUCAUUGUUCCAAUGCCUACACUUACACUCCAUUGCCUACACUUACACUCCAUUACCUACACUUACACUCCAUUGCCUACAAUUACACUCCAUUGCCUACACUUACAUUACAAAUCAGGCAUUUUGUUUACAUAAGGUUAAAUUUUAUUAUUUUAAAAAGGGGGUUACUAAUUAAAAACUUAGUAGAUAGAUGUUAACCUCUAACCUUUUGCAAUAAGUAUUUACCGAAACUAAUUAAAAUAGUAUUUUUACUUUUAGAAAUAUUUUUAUUUCCUCAGGGUGGACCAGAUUACAGUUUCAAGUUUUGAGUUCAAAUUUUAAAAAAUCAUAGCCAUGUCAAUAAAUUUUAACAACCCUGAUUUCUUUGUUACUUGCUCUUAUUUUGAUAUCUUUUCAAAUACUAAGAAAAAAUAUUUUAAAAA